CCUGGGAUCCUCCUGGAAGGCUCAGGAGAAGAGACAGCCAGUCACCAUGAGCGGGCGAGUUGGGGACCUGAGCCCCAAGCAGGCAGAGGCUCUGGCUAAGUUCCGGGAGAACAUUCAGGACAUACUGCCUAAUGUCCCCAACCCUGACGAGUAUUUCUUCCUGCGCUGGCUCCGAGCUCGAAACUUUGACUUGCAGAAGUCAGAAGCCAUGGUCCGCAAGUAUAUGGAGUUCCGGAAGAACAUGGACAUUGAUCACAUCCUCGAUUGGCAACCCCCAGAGGUGAUCCAGCAGUACAUGCCAGGGGGCCUCUGCGGCUACGAUCGGGAUGGCUGCCCCAUCUGGUACGACAUCAUUGGUCCCCUUGACCCCAAGGGGCUCCUCUUCUCAGUGACCAAGCAGGACUUUCUCAAGGCCAAGAUGCGGGACUGUGAGCGCAUCCUACGUGAGUGUGACCUGCAGACUGAGAAGCUUGGGAAGAAAAUCGAGACCAUCGUGAUGAUCUUUGAUUGUGAGGGGCUGGGGCUGAAGCACUUUUGGAAGCCCUUGGUGGAAACCUACCAGGAGUUUUUCAGUCUUCUGGAAGAAAACUACCCGGAGAGGCUGAAGUUCAUGCUCAUUAUAAAGGCCACCAAACUGUUCCCUGUGGGCUACAAUCUCAUGAAACCCUUCCUGAGUGAAGACACUCGCAGGAAGAUUGUUGUACUAGGAACUAACUGGAAGGAAGGUUUGCUGAAACUCAUCAGCCCUGAGGAAUUGCCUGUACAAUUUGGGGGAACGUUGACAGAUCCUGAUGGGAACCCCAAGUGUGUAACCAAGAUCAACUACGGAGGUGAGAUUCCUAAAUCUAUGUAUGUGCGGGACCAGGUAAAGACCCAGUAUGAGCACUCAGUACAGAUCAGCAGGGGCUCCUCUCAUCAGGUGGAGUAUGAGAUCCUCUUCCCCGGCUGCGUUCUCAGGUGGCAGUUCAUGUCAGAUGGGGCAGAUGUGGGCUUUGGGGUCUUCCUAAAGACCAAGAUGGGGGAGCGGCAGAGAGCUGGAGAGAUGACAGAAGUGCUUGCCAGCCAAAGAUACAAUGCACACAUGGUCCCCGAAGAUGGGAGCCUCACCUGCACUGAGCCUGGCGUCUAUGUCCUGAGGUUUGACAAUACCUACAGCUUUGUUCAUACCAAGAAGGUCAGCUUCACCGUGGAGGUGCUGCUCCCAGACGAGGGAAUGCAGAAAUAUGACAAGGAGUACACACCGAUCUAGCCAUCGGAAUAUAACGGGUUGGGGGGCAGGAGGGUCAGUCAAGACAAGGGAAAUGAGUGGAUAGGAAUGGAUGAUUCACAGUUCCCCCCUAUUAUUCACCUCUAUAAGUUAACUAAACUCUGUUGGGGUCAGGGGGGCGGUCUAUCAGUUAAUUAUACUCUCAAUUACCUUUUGGUUAAUUAUAAACAGUCACUGCCCAUGUAGGUUCACUGGGUAGCCAUGUGGGUUCACUAGUCUGGGAAGUGGAGUGCUCCCUCAGUAUUCAGUAAACUAUGCUCUCAGUUUCCCCAUAGACUCUCAGUUAUCUCUAGAGGUUAAUAACACCAUUGGGUAGCUUACUAGGUAAACCAUAAUCUGUCAAUUAUCUCUAUAGACUUUCUUAGCUGGGUCUACAAGGUAACUAUAUCCUUUGUGAUACAUUCAAUCAAUUUUCUCUUUGGACUCUAUUCAUUAGUUCUGUAGAUUAAUAUCCCUUUGUUGGGCAGCUCUAGAAUUAAUUAUACUUAGUUUCGGGGAAAGGGGGAGGUGGGCUCUAUAAGUUAACCUGGCAAGGUCAGUUUCCCUCAGUGAGUUGUCCUCUGCCAAUUUCCCUUGGUCAAUUCCUCUCUGUGAUUCCCUUGGACAAUUCUCUUUUGUCAGUUCCCCCUCAGUUUUAUUGGAUAUCUCUAGAGGUUAAUAACAGUUGUCAGUUACCUCUGUAGGUUAACGACUAACUUGGCAACUUGGUUGGUUAACUACAUUCCUGGGUUGCCACAAUGUGGGUUAUCUCUAUUAUGCUGGGUGUAUCUACUCUGUGGGAUGGUCUCUGUAGGUUAAUGGCACUAGACAGACCAAAUGCCCACUCUCCAGGAUUCUUCUCCACCUUUGAAAGUCCUCUCCACCAGACCUUAAUUUUUCAGGUUUCCUUUGGACUUAAAUGGCUUCCCCUAUACUUAGUAUACUCUGUCCUUCCCUCCACCGAAGCCUUCCCUGAGUGGGUGGAGGGAGUUCUCUGUAGGGAAAGGGAGUAGAGAGGAGGGGGAUCUUGUGAUGAAAGUUAAUGCUCGUGACAGCCCCAUGGAAAACCAUCCUGGAUAGCUUAGCACACUAGCCCAGCAUAAAUUAAACUGAUGAAAUAAUGUUGUGAAUUGCUUAUACAGUGGUGGGGAAAAAAAAUUCCUGGGCAGCCCAGUCUUAAUUAUCCCCCCUCCCCUUGCCUGCCAGUCUCUACCCCCACCCUCUAGUGACUUAGCAAUACUAAGAGAGGUCAAUGGCAGGGGGCUGUAGAAACAUCAGGUUCAUAGAUCAUUUGAGCUGGUAGGAACUUUAGACAGAGUAUGUGGAGGGAGGGGCAGAGGUAGAACAUGGAAUGUCAGAGGUGGGAGGAGUCCUUAGAAAAUAGAUUUGGAGCUUAGAGAACUCUCGUCCAACUCCCCUAUUUUAUAGAGGAGGCCAGGAGAGAGGAAGGGAUUUGCUCAAGGUCCCAAGACCCCUUUCUCUAGAUACAAACAGUGAGGGUUAGCUGCACAGGGAAGCAGCAGAGGGGGGCUAUAGAUGUAUUUAAAGGAUUUUGGCAAUAAAGUGAAGCAAGUGUAAGAAGGAAGGGGGUGAAAGAAGAGGGGAGGAGGGAAGGAAAAUGAGGGGAGGAAGCCUGAGCCCAUGGGCUGAUGAGCCCUUCCAGCAGGGGUGUGGACCAAUAAAGU
Messenger RNA from Dromiciops gliroides (monito del monte), 2931 nucleotides. RefSeq names its product SEC14-like protein 3. The record is from RefSeq and is a predicted model, not a curated record. NCBI's taxonomy places the organism in Eukaryota, Metazoa, Chordata, Mammalia, Microbiotheria, Microbiotheriidae. The transcript is spliced from 12 exons. Bases 47 to 1249 code for a protein of 400 amino acids. Gene Ontology annotation, cellular component: cytoplasm; nuclear speck.